UGACAUCUCAACUGUCAAACCGGAGAAGACCCUCUCCGGCUGUCACUCCAUCGUUUUGCAAUAGUUCUGCUUUCCGCGAAGUAAUCGUUGUACAAUGUAUUUUUCUAACUCGUUUUUUCGUUAGACGUUCCGCGCGGAAAGCUCUCCAAUUGUCCCAAUUCCGUUUCUAGCAACUGUCACCCUCGCGGCAUCGCAAUUCAGUUAUUUUCGUACAACUUCCAAGUGUGAGGACCCCAUUCAGCUUAUGGCCGGCAUUGAACAAUAUUCCAACUUAAUGUAUGCGAAUGAGGACGAUGAUCAACUAGAUGAGAUUUCGGCGCGGUACGCGUACGAAUCUAUCAAUCCACACGGGACCGAACCGAACUAUCGUUAUGUGAACUCGGAGCGUGACCUCACACUUCCACUGCAGAAGCACCGAAACAUACAAUCCUUUUAUGAAAGCCCAGAAGAUGACAUUUCCAUACGGAAAUAUCUCGGAGUGAGUGUCGGCAUCGUCAGUCUUAUAACCGAGAAUCUUUUGAGCCACCCGUUCGUAGUACUGCGAAGACAAUGUCAAGUGCAUCAUUCUUCGAGAAAGUAUCAUCUGCAGCCGUUCACCUUGAUCCCGACCUUAAUUCACCUGCAUCAACGGCAAGGCGUGACCACGUUAUGGAAAGGACUCGGGAGUUGCUUGUUGGUGCGCGGAAUGUCUCUGGCGGUGGAGGAUGUGAUUAGCAAAGUUACCCCAUGGCCCAAGGAGGUCCACAAUAAAACUUCAAUGAAACAAUUUGGUCAACAUAUCCUGCUUAAGUGUAUUAGCAUCGCCGUUGUAAUGCCAUUCUACUCCGCAUCGCUGGUGGAAACAGUGCAGAGUGACAUUGCGAGUGAAAAGCCGGGAGUCUUUGAUGUAUUUCGUGAAGGAGCGGGACGUUUGCUAUCAUGGAGUGCACCACAGAAAGGAAGAAUGUUACCAGUGUGGGCCUUGCUCGGUCCAAGUGUUUCAUUAGGAAUUUCCAAAUAUAUGUUUAGUCUCAUCAUGAAAGGCAUCACAUCGCGGGUGAUGCGCUACAAAUGGUCCGACACACAAGAGCAAAAAGGAGCAAAACCACGUGACCUCACCUCCGUUAAUCAGGACAUCGAAAUCUAUUCGACCCUCGUAUCAGUAGUUACCAGCGAAAUUCUUUUCUAUCCCUUUGAAACAAUCUUGCAUCGCAUCCAAUUGCAAGGAACACGCACAAUUAUCGAUAAUCUCGAUAACGGCUAUGCCGUCGUGCCAAUUAUGACCAGCUAUGAGGGUGCCAUCGAUUGCUACCGUUCAACAAUUGCUUCCGAGGGAGUUGGCGGUCUAUACAAAGGCUUCGGUGCUAUUCUGUUGCAAUUUGCCGCCCACAUUGCCGUUAUUAAAAUAGCAAAAUGGGUAGUGACUCAGGUUACAGAAAUUCUCUCCAAUAAACCGCCUUCGAAAAUAGUUGAGUAUUAUAACCUGGAUCGAUCUACAGGCUUGGACACCAUGGGUGGUGGAGCGAACCUUUCAAAUUCAACAACAGUUUCGAGAAGUUUAAGUUCGCUGAGCGGAAUUGAAUGAACACGAUUCAAACACGUGAAGGGAAGGUGCAUCAUCCUGUCCAGUGACGGUACAAGUGAUCGAAAUGUUCGAAUCAUUUUUUUAUAUAAAGUUCACAACAAAGAUUGUAAAUUCUCUCCCGAUUACCUUAACUAAAAUAUUUGUUGUAAUUUAUAGUUAUUGAACACAAUUCAAAAUUUAAAAUAAGUAGCAAAAUGAGAUUUUAAGGUAGCAAGGGGUUUUCUUAAUCAAACUAAAUUAGGUCCUUAGCUGUGAUUAGCGUGCGCCGGCUGUAAACUGAUCGGAAUGGGAAACAUUUGGAAGGAGUUUUAAGGGAUUUAAGGAAAAGCUAGUCAGAAAGUUAUUUACCACUGUUUGCUAAGAAAUUGAAUUGUAGUAAAAGCAGUUGACGAAUGAA
This is a messenger RNA of Hermetia illucens (black soldier fly), 1961 nucleotides long. RefSeq names its product solute carrier family 25 member 46 (gene Slc25A46a). The record is from RefSeq and is a predicted model, not a curated record. Bases 245 to 1564 code for a protein of 439 amino acids. The transcript is spliced from 6 exons. Lineage: Eukaryota; Metazoa; Arthropoda; Insecta; Diptera; Stratiomyidae. Gene Ontology annotation, biological process: mitochondrial fission; mitochondrial membrane fission. Gene Ontology annotation, cellular component: mitochondrial outer membrane.